Molecule: messenger RNA, 1951 nt
Organism: Tarenaya hassleriana
Lineage: Eukaryota; Viridiplantae; Streptophyta; Magnoliopsida; Brassicales; Cleomaceae
Exons: 11
Coding region: 38-1762 (574 amino acids)
Biological process (GO): vegetative to reproductive phase transition of meristem
Source: RefSeq, a predicted model, not a curated record
UGUCCCCACCUCUUUCUCUGCUCCAGAGUUCGCAGCCAUGGAAGUUCCCGUAGGAUUUAUGGCGAAACUAUGGAGUUUCGUCUCGUUCCUUCCUUUCUUCUUCCUGCUGCUUGUUCUCGGUCUCGUCAAAGCGCUGAUUGUCGGUCCAAUUGCAUUGGCUAUAAUUAUGAUUGGCAACUCCGCCGUGAUUAUUGGCCUUUGGCCGGCACAUUUCUUUUGGACCUACUACUGUUUAGCGAGGACCGAGAGAAUUGGGUUGAUCCUGAAGAUCAUGGCGUUGAUAUUGUUUCCAGUGCCUCUGAUCCUUUGGCCAAUUAUUGGGAUUGCUGGAAGUCUCUUGGGUGGGAUAGCAUACGGCUUUUUCACACCGCUUAUGGCUACCUUUGAGGCAGUUGGAGAAUCUGUCACCAGUAAAUGUUACCACUGCUUUAUUGACGGUUCAUUCUCCACGGUUAAAGGGAGCUGCACCACGGUGAGAGAUUUCACUGACUUUUGCUUCCAUUCAUAUUUCUCCUACAUGGACGAGUUAAGAGAGAUGAUCUCAGCUGAUGCACAACCCGUUGAGAUAAAGUUGUCUAGGCUCCCAAGUUGCCUGCUUGCGAGCCUCAUAGGUGUGCUGGUAGAUGUACUUCUGAUAACAGCAGUUGCUAUUUAUAAAAGCCCAUACAUGUUGCUCAGAGGAUGGAAGAGGCUACUAGAAGACCUUGUUGGUAGAGAAGGCCCAUUCUUGGAGACUGUAUGUGUUCCAUUCGCAGGUCUUGCCAUAAUACUAUGGCCACUAGCGGUUUUGGGAGCUGUUGUUUCUUCGAUUAUCUGCAGCUUCUUUCUGGGUCUUUACAGCGGAGUUAUCGUCCAUCAGUUCAUAAACACUCAGGAGGACUCUUUCAAGAUGGGGCUCAACUAUAUCAUUGCUGCGGUCUCGUUGUUUGAUGAAUAUGUGAAUGAUUUACUAUAUCUGAGUGAAGGAACUUGCCUGCCAAGGCCUCGCUAUAGAAGGACAAUGGACUCUGGUUCUGGAAAGAGAACAUCAGGAGACAGGGAGAAUGUUGAUCUCAAGAGCAGAAGAACUGCCUCUCUUGGUUCGAGGCUCAUCUCAGAACAUUCCAGAACGCUGAAGAAGGCAAUAUAUCAAUAUAAACCAGUUCAGGUAUGGGACUGGCUGUUUAAGUCAUGCGAGGUGAAUGGGAGGAUACUGCUUCGAGAUGGUCUGAUAGAAGUGAAGGAUGUCGAGGAAUGCCUCGUGAAGGGUAAUUGCAAGAAGCUUUAUAUCAAACUACCGGCUUGGACCGUGUUACAAUGUCUACUUGCAUCGGCUAAAUCCAAUUCAUCAGGCUUGGUGAUCUAUGACGAUGUGGAGCUAACCGAUGCAAACAGUCCAAGAGACAAAGUAUUCCAGUGGCUUGUGGGGCCUCUACUGAUCAUGAAGGAGCAAAUAAAGAACCUGAAACUGACGGAGGACGAAGAGUUUCGCCUUAGGAGAUUGGUAAUGGUAUGCAAAACCGAAAGACCCGAGGAUUGGGGCACGACCGAGUUCCCAUCAAGUGAUAUGGUGAGAAAAGCACAACUUCAAGCCAUUGUCAGAAGGUUGCAGGGGAUGGUAGGGACGAUAUCGAGAGUGCCGACGUUUAGGAGAAGAUUCAUGAACUUGGCGAAGGUGUUGUACAUAGAAGCGGUUCAGGCUGGUGCUUCUGGGAACAGAGUAGGCUGGAUACUGAAACCCACCAAUAACAACCAAAGAUCAACGCAAGAUCUUCUUGUUUAGGUAACUGUGUUUUUCUUCUCCUCUUUUCUUUCUAUAUUGUUUGUUUGUUGUCUUCUUCUUCGUCUUUCUUUCUCUCUUUCUUGCAAAAUAUACAUAUUUACAUGUAGGGCAAGACCAGAAAGGCACAACGCUGAAACCCAAAGAUCUUCUUACAUAGAAGUAGUUCAAAUGAUAUGUAUGUACAUCAGA